GAGAGGUCGUUGAGACUUGAGACACACACACACACACACACAGAGAUAAGUGUUUUGUAGCCUCUGAAGUAACACAGAGAAGAAGUGUUAUCAUCAAUGGCCUCUGUAGCUUCUUCAACCGCUCUCAUCUCCUCCACUCGAGUUUCUCCAGCAAAGUCUUCGCUUCCAUCUCCCUCCUCCCUCUCUUUCCUUCGUACCAUAUCCUCUCCUCUCCGCUCUUCCCUCAGCUUCUGCUCUCGCAGGAGCUUCGCAGUCAAGGCCCAGGCCGAUGAUCUUCCACUGGUGGGAAACAAGGCGCCUGAUUUUGAGGCUGAGGCUGUCUUUGAUCAGGAGUUCAUCAAGGUGAAGCUCUCUGAGUACAUUGGGAAGAAGUAUGUGAUUCUCUUUUUCUACCCUUUGGACUUCACUUUCGUCUGCCCAACAGAGAUUACUGCCUUCAGUGACCGCUAUGCGGAAUUUGAGAAGUUGAACACAGAAGUAUUAGGUGUCUCUGUUGAUAGUGUGUUCUCCCACCUUGCGUGGGUCCAGACAGACAGACAAUCUGGAGGCCUUGGUGAUCUCAACUAUCCCCUUGUUUCAGAUGUAACUAAAUCUAUCUCAAAGUCUUUCGGAGUGCUCAUCCAUGAUCAGGGAAUAGCACUGAGAGGGCUUUUCAUAAUCGACAAGGAAGGUGUGAUCCAACACUCCACCAUCAACAAUCUUGGUAUUGGCCGAAGCGUCGAUGAGACAAUGAGAACCCUCCAGGCCUUACAGUACAUCCAGGAGAACCCUGAUGAAGUCUGCCCUGCAGGAUGGCAACCGGGUGAGAAGUCAAUGAAACCUGACCCCAAGCUCAGCAAAGAGUACUUCUCUGCUAUUUAGAAUAGCUAUAACAAGUACAAGACCUUUGUUAUAAUUCUGCAAAAUGUAUCAAAUCACUUUCUUUACAGUCCCUUUUGUAUGAAUAUUAUAAAUCAUUUCAUUUUUCCAUAUCAAUGCUGAACUUUGUGAUGAA
Brassica oleracea var. oleracea is the source of this 994-nucleotide messenger RNA. RefSeq names its product 2-Cys peroxiredoxin BAS1, chloroplastic-like. The coding region runs from base 97 to 861 and encodes 254 amino acids. Gene Ontology annotation, biological process: cell redox homeostasis; cellular response to stress; response to oxidative stress. NCBI's taxonomy places the organism in Eukaryota, Viridiplantae, Streptophyta, Magnoliopsida, Brassicales, Brassicaceae. The transcript is spliced from 6 exons. Gene Ontology annotation, molecular function: thioredoxin peroxidase activity. The record is from RefSeq and is a predicted model, not a curated record.